GGCCUGCGGGGUGAGGGGUCGGUAAAUAUUGGUGACGUCAGGCUGCCAAGAUGGCGGAAGGGGAGGACGCGGGCUGGUGGCGGAGCUGGCUGCAGCAGAGCUACCAAGCCGUCAAGGAGAAGUCCACAGAAGCUUUGGAAUUCAUGAAACGGGACCUGGCUGAGUUCACCCAAGUAGUGCAGCAUGACACAGCCUGCACUAUCGCUGCUACGGCCAGCGUGGUUAAGGACAAGCUGUCAGUGAGUAUAGGAAGGACAGAAGGUUCCUCAGGUGCGACAGAAAAGGUGAGGAAAGGGCUCUCUGACUUCCUGGGUGUCAUCUCGGACACGUUUGCUCCCUCUCCGGAUAAGACCAUUGACUGCGAUGUCAUAACACUGAUGGCAACACCCACAGGUACCACAGAGCCCUAUGACAGUGCCAAGGCUCGCCUCUACAGCCUCCAGUCAGACCCGGCCACCUACUGCAAUGAACCUGAUGGCCCUGCUGAGCUCCUUGAGGCCUGGCUCUCUCAGUUUAACCUAGAGGAGAAGAAAGGGGAGAUCGCGGAGCUGCUGGCAACCAGCCCUUCCAUCCGGGCUCUCUACACUAAAAUGGUCCCGGUGGCUGUUUCCCAUUCUGAAUUCUGGCAGCGCUACUUCUAUAAGGUGCAUCGCUUGGAGCAGGAUGAAGCCCGGAGGGAGGCUCUGAAGCAGCGAGCGGAGCAGAGCAUUCACCAAGAGGAGCCAGCCUGGGAAGAGGAUGAAGAGGAGUUCUUGGGGAUGUCACCCCUGCCUUGUGCAAACGUGAAAUUUCCAGAAGCAGCAGAGAAAGAAUCUGCCCCUGCAGCCCUGGAGGGAAGCCACCCCACUGCUCAGAAGGGACCCUCAGAGGAAAGCUGGGCCGUCCUCCCUCCGGAGCCGGCCCCAGCGGAGGGGAGCCCCUCUGAGAGCAGUGAGAGCAUCUCCCUUGUGACUCAGAUUGCAAACCCUGCCUCUGUGCCCGCUGCACAGCUACAGACUGGAGCACAACCAGCCGGGGCCGGAGACCUCUCCCAGAGGCUGCUGGAGGCCACCUCAGAAGAGCAGAGCUCCCUGCGAAAGCCCCCAGAACCUGGUCACCUUUCUGCACCUGCCCGGGAGUCGGCAGCAUCCUCAGAACAACCGGCUGUUACGGAGCUCAAAGAGGUGGAGAGCAAAGCCCAGGGCAGGACAGAGACUCUGAAAGAGGAAGGACCAACAGAUCUACGAGUCUUUGAGCUGAACUCGGACAGUGGGAAAUCCACUCCCUCCAACAACGGCAAGAAAGGCUCCAGCACUGAUAUCAGCGAGGACUGGGAAAAGGACUUUGAUUUGGACAUGACUGAGGAGGAGGUGCAGCUGGCGCUCUCGAAGGUGGAAGUGUCUGGGGAGGUGAGUCAGGGGGAGGUGCUCGCUCAAACAGGCAAGAAGGUUGCUCCCAGAAACCAUCGGCAACUCCUUGGGGUGAUGCUGCAUGAGCUCUGUCAUCACUGGGUGCUUCCCCUGGGAGGAGGAGAGAGGCUGCAGUGCCUCAGAGCAAGGGGGUGAAUCCCUCAGCUUGAGCCCCGCUUCCAGCCCCUGUGCUGGCGCCAGGGCUGUGCCGCACGUUUCAGCGAGACGUGGCUGCUGCUGGCCUGGCAGGGCAGCGCUGCAGCAGGCAGCUGCCUGCCUAGAGUGGCUCGCAGGAGGCUUCUCAAAGGUGUGAUUUGCUCUUUGAGGCCACAGGCUUAGCUUGGGAUCUCACCGUGGGAGUCGUGGGUGUGAGCUGGAGCAGAGAGUGGCUGUUUGGACGUGCUUAAAGAGGGAUGAGCGUUCAAGUUCCCCAAGGGAAAUGGAGCAAGCAAAUCCCUGCUGUGAGGGUGUGGGAGCAUGGGGAUGUGUCAAGCUUUGCACUGACUCGGGUGCCCUGGGCAGGAGGAUCUGUUGGCAGAUGGCUGUUGAGUUACAGAAACAGAUGGAGAGGUGUUACUCUUGUUUGCAGCUGGAAGACGAAGAGUGGGAAGACUGGGAAUAAAACGCCUGCUUCCAGUGUGUGUCACAGGCUCAUUUCCACCAUCGAAUGUGAAUUAAAUCACGGACUGGCUGUUCCUUUCUGUGUAACUGUGCUGGGGAUUGCAGCUCCAGGCUGGAGGAGUUUCAUUCCUGCUAAAUCCUGUGGGCAACUCAAGUGACCCCUUCGGACCGGGAGGAGGAGGAGGAAGCAGGAGUUCACUCGUACACUUAGCUGCUAGGGAGCCCAUCUUCUUAGUAGGUCCUAGAGACUGGCCAAGCCAAAACCGACUGCCCCGAAAGUGUCGGGCAGAGGCAGAUGCAAUGCAGUGCGGGGUCCACGGGCCGAGCUGGGCACUUGGACACCUGGCAGGAUUGUUUGGUGCCACCAGACUGCCAGCUGGCUGAUUGCUUGUGUGUGUGCGCGUGUAAUCUACAGUACAGCAGUUCAAAGGCUCUUGGAUGCGAGCUGUGUCCGCGCACUUGCUGCUCCGCGCUGCUGGCCAGGCCUUCCCUGGAGAAAGCCCCUGUGCAGCGAGUGGCCAGGGCCUGGAGAUGCUGCAGUAGAAGCCCCUUCUGCUGUGCCACUCUGCUGCAGAGGAAGGCAGUUGGCUUGUGGCUUUGACCCAAAGGCCAUGCUGGAAGGAGCCAAGCUCCCUGCCAAACCCUGAGCUUCUGCCUGCCUUUUCGUCUUGGGAGCUUUUUUUUAAUGGAAACUCCCAUUUCCUGCUGCAAGAGCAGCAGCUCCUCGAGGAGCCGAGGCCUGCUGCUUCCCCCUUUGCAGCUGCACUGCCUUCCUCUACUGGGUUUUGUGUACUUCUCGUUACAUUUUCCAAGCAAAGUACUUGUGGCUUGCUCUCACUUGAGCCCUUCUGGGCAGGUGGUGAUUUGGGGCACCCUGGGAGCAGAACCCCUCUGUUGCGGUGCCCAGUUCAGCCCUCGCAAAGCCCCUGUCUGGCCCACUGACCGCUUUAACCUCCGAGGCAGAAGCACCCAUGUGUGGGUGGUACCGUGUCUGUCCCCUGCUCUGCCCCUGCCUCGUGUCCCACCUGUGCCGGGCCCCACGGCCACCAGGGUCCCAAGCCUCGCUGUGCUCGCUUGAGUUCCUUCACUUAAGCCCCCCUGUGACUGCUUGCAAUGCUUCCUUCGGACCCACGGCCUCUCUUUUUGGGGCAGUUCCCUUCUAAUGGCACGAGAUGCUCCUCAGUGGAUGUUGCUAAUCAAUACACAGCUAUCCUAAAGGGACAGAGCCCUCGCUGCUGUCUCUGGCCUUUUGGGUGGUGGGUUUAUAUGUGCUACCUUUGUCCUCCUGCCCCUUCCAGGGCUGCCUCAUCGGAGCUCUGGGUUUCCUUCUGGUUUUGGAUAGCAUUAGCCCAGGUGCACUUGGAAGAGUUGGGGUUUUAGGUUUGGGUCUUGUGGGUUUCCCCCCCCCCCCCCGCUUUGGGGAGAUUCUCAAAUGCAGCUGCCCACACAGGUGGAUUUGUGGCAGCAGUGGCGUCGGGCACUUACACGAGAGCACAUCUGUCCUGCAAAACCUACGAGGGCUGGAGACUGAGCUACAACUCACCUCCUGCUCGGUGGGCAGCGAGCUCAGCAGAGCUCUGAAACGUGCUGCAGCCUCACCGUGUCCUGGGCGCAAAUUUAGCUGUAGCGGGAAAACCUGUUGUGGGUAGGUGACACCAGUGGGGUGUCAGGGCAUGGGAGUUCCCGUUCCCUCGGGGUUUGAUGAUACAAGUGGCUGCUGGAUCCCUGGGCUGCAGCAGAGCUCUGAGGGUGCAAUGCUCUCAUCUGUGUCACUUUUUUCCCCCCCUCUUUUUUUCUCUUUAGUCAAAUUAACCGUUUGGUUGUCUGUGCAAUAUUCUCUGUUCUGAACUAUUCUGCAUCUCCCUGAGCCUUUUCUAGCUGGGGUGAAAACCAGGAACAAUUCUAACAGCUGGUAGUUUUGUAACGAUGACUUUCUCCAAACCUUUUACAAACUUGCAGUUAACAGCAAUUAAAGGAAUUCUACAGACUCGC
Molecule: messenger RNA, 4001 nt
Organism: Grus americana (Whooping crane)
Lineage: Eukaryota; Metazoa; Chordata; Aves; Gruiformes; Gruidae
Gene: BSDC1
Product: BSD domain containing 1
Exons: 10
Coding region: 51-1544 (497 amino acids)
Cellular component (GO): cytoplasm
Source: RefSeq, a predicted model, not a curated record